AUGGCGCCCAUUUCCAAGGAGACCGACUUCCUCGUGAUAGGAGGUGGUAGCGGUGGUCUCGGUGCUGCCCGUGCAGCUAGCGCCAAGUUUGGGACCAAGGCGAUGGUCAUUGAGGGCAAGCGGCUAGGAGGCACAUGCGUCAACGUCGGUUGCGUCCCGAAGAAAGUAACCUUCAACGCCGCCGCUAUCGCCGAGACGAUCCACCAAUCCAAGUCGUACGGUUUCAACGUACAGGAAACCGCCCCUUUCGAUUGGAGCACCUUUAAGAAGAAGCGCGACGCCUACAUCCUCCGGCUGAACGGCAUUUACGAGCGCAAUCUCGCCAACGACAAGGUCGAAUACGUGCAUGGCUGGGCGAAGAUUCUCUCGAAAAACCAGGUCGAGGUGACGCUUGACGACGGCACCAAGACGGUGGUCAAUGCCAAGAAGAUCCUUAUCGCCGUCGGCGGCAACCCGACUGUUCCCCCGCCGAUCCCCGGGUCUGAGCUCGGCACCAACAGCGACGGCUUCUUCGACAUCGAGACACUACCGAAAAAGGUUGCGCUCGUCGGCGCCGGCUACAUUGCGGUCGAGUUCGCGGGCAUGUUCAACGCCCUCGGCGUUGAGACGCACUUGUUCAUCCGGCACAACACCUUCUUGCGGCACUUCGACCCCAUAAUUCAGGAGGGCGUGACCAAGGAGUACGAGAGGCUGGGCGUGAAGCUGCACAAGCAGAGCGCGGCCACCAAGGUGGAGAAGGACGAGGCGGGGAAGCUUACGAUCCAUUACAAGGAAGGGGACGGCGAGGGUGUUGUUUCGGGAGUGGACCACCUCAUCUGGGCCGUUGGGCGCACGCCCGCCACCGCAGACCUCGGGUUGGAGUCGGCCGGUGUGCAGGUCAACGAGAAGGGCUACAUUGUCGCGGAUGACUACCAAAACACCAAUGUUGAGAACAUCUAUGCGCUUGGCGACGUGACCGGCCGGGUCGAGCUCACACCGGUGGCUAUUGCCGCGGGCCGCAGGCUAGCUGCGCGGUUGUUUGGACCGGAACAGUUCAGCACAUUAAAACUCGACUACAGCGGCAUCCCCUCCGUCGUGUUUGCCCACCCCGAGGUUGGGUCCAUUGGGUUGACGGAGCCGGAGGCGGUCGAGAAAUACGGGCGGGAGAACCUGAAGAUCUACAAGACGAAUUUCACCGCCAUGUACUACGCCAUGAUGGAACCCGAUCAGAAGGGCCCCACUGCCUACAAGCUGAUCUGCGCGGGGCCUGAGGAGAAGGUUGUCGGUCUACACAUUUUGGGUCUAUGGUAG
Messenger RNA from Chaetomium globosum CBS 148.51, 1290 nucleotides. RefSeq lists its product as uncharacterized. The record is from RefSeq and is a predicted model, not a curated record. Gene Ontology annotation, biological process: cellular response to oxidative stress; cell redox homeostasis; glutathione metabolic process. Lineage: Eukaryota; Fungi; Ascomycota; Sordariomycetes; Sordariales; Chaetomiaceae. The transcript has 2 exons. Gene Ontology annotation, cellular component: cytosol; mitochondrion. Gene Ontology annotation, molecular function: flavin adenine dinucleotide binding; glutathione-disulfide reductase (NADPH) activity; NADP binding. Bases 1 to 1290 code for a protein of 429 amino acids.